Messenger RNA from Copidosoma floridanum, 6327 nucleotides. It is a transcript of the gene Ndae1, whose product is annotated as Na[+]-driven anion exchanger 1. Gene Ontology annotation, cellular component: plasma membrane. The record is from RefSeq and is a predicted model, not a curated record. Lineage: Eukaryota; Metazoa; Arthropoda; Insecta; Hymenoptera; Encyrtidae. Gene Ontology annotation, molecular function: sodium:bicarbonate symporter activity; solute:inorganic anion antiporter activity; monoatomic anion transmembrane transporter activity. Gene Ontology annotation, biological process: regulation of intracellular pH; bicarbonate transport; transmembrane transport.
AACGCCGAACAGCCGUUGAAAAGGGAAUUUAGGAUGAGCCAAGCUCGAGGGACUGAAAAGUUUACCGGAUGACGCGAGAUCAGCUCGAACAAGAUGUAAUUUUCCUCUCGUUUGGUGAAAUCGAGCUACCCCUUCUCUUCGUACAACCGUCACGCGAGGUGCUUUCGAAAUCAAACGUUUCUUUAUCAAAACUACGGCCGCGCGUCUCCCCUGACCGCUCGUAUAUCGAACAUCAGCCAACAGUAGCAGCGUACGCUAGCGCCAAAUACCGGGCGAGUGAUAAGUAGUAAACAUUCAAAGUCAGUCGGCUCUCGGCACCGCGUCUGAUCUGCACGCACCAGAUGCAGCGCCCGCGAGUAUAUAAAACCACCAACAGUACCUCGCUCGUGCUGUACUGCUGCCCAAAGUGCCCCAUCUCCCGCCGAUGUCCCGACUCUAGCUUCGCCGAUCUCACGUUUUCGCGCCAUAAAUAGCGGCCGCGCGAGCCAAAUGCCCGAGUGAAGUGCGUAUAGUGUUGUUGCUCUUGCUCCCCAAGUUCAGGAACGUGGCUCCGUCCGUGUGGGCGGGCUGAUGCGGAUAUAAGUGUCGUCGUCGUCGAGGCUUAAGUUUUCGCCAGAAAAAGUGGAAAACUCUGCGGGAAAUGAGCGGAAACUCCUUGGACAAACCGUGGAUGCAGCCGGGCGCAGGGAGCGGAGGUGGCGGGGCCCACCACCAACAACCUACCGGCCAAGGGGGUGGCGGAACGGGGGACGAUGAAGCUCCCAAAGAUCCGGGGGCUCGCAUCACUCACCAGUCCCAUCAGUACACCGAGAAGGACUUUGAAGGUCACCGAGCGCACACCGUCUACGUGGGUGUUCAUUUGCCUGGCGAGCGCAGGCAUAGACGACACCAUAAGCACCACCACUCGCGCGGUGGCAAUGGCUACGGCAAGGAGGACGGCUCCGAGGGCGACCGACCCAUCACGCCUCCCGCUCAGAGAGUUCAGUUUAUUCUGGGGGAAGAUGUCGGAGACGACGCGCACGAGUCACAUCCUCUCUUUUCCGAGAUGGAGGAACUCGUCAAAGACGGGGACGAGAUGGAGUGGAAGGAAACCGCCAGAUGGAUUAAGUUUGAGGAGGACGUCGAGGAAGGGGGGAACCGUUGGAGCAAACCUCACGUAGCCACUUUAUCACUGCACUCGCUCUUUGAGCUGAGAAGUUUGUUGCUGAACGGUACGGUCAUGCUGGACAUGGAGGCAAGCGGCCUGGAACAAAUCACGGACCUCGUUCUCGACAAUAUGAUCAACAAAAAUGUCCUCUCUGUCGACGUCAAAGACAAAGUACGAGAAGCCCUGUUGGUUCGGCAUCGACAUCAAUUUGAGAGACGCAAGGAUAACAACAUGUCCAAACUACCAAUCAUACGAUCACUGGCUGAAAUUGGACGCAACCAUUCGUCAUCGAAGAAUUGUGACUGUACAUGUGGUAUGCAUGCCUUGUUGACAUCAGAUUUCCAGGAUCGACGUGACAAUGGAGACGCUUAUGCUCCUGCCGUUGCUCGGAGCACGAGCUGUCCCAAUUCAAAUACUGCCCUACUCUCCAAAGAGGCAAAAGACCUUAAAGGCCCUUAUCUCUUGGUUCCAGUGGAAGAAUCAAAUUCUGCACCGGCUAUCGCUGCCUCAAUGGGUCAGGGUGGUGGUGGUGGUGCAGGACUGAAUCCAAGUGGCCGCUUUUUAACGAUACCCGGUAACCCUGGUCAAGAAACUGGACAGAUGGGUAUGGAUCGGAGUCCUAGCAGUAUUUCCAUUAGUAGGAAUCAUAGUGCGAGUGCGUUGGAAAAUGGAGACUCGAAUCACAGGGGUAAUACACACUUUAUGCGAAAAAUACCUGCCGGAGCUGAGGCGAGUAAUAUUUUGGUUGGAGAAGUCGAUUUUCUGGAUAAAACCAUAUCUGCCUUCAUCCGUCUUAGUCAAGCGAGUAUUAUGGGCGAUCUAACAGAGGUGCCCGUACCCACGAGAUUCAUUUUUGUAUUAUUAGGUCCAACGGGUGGCAUUUCAAAUUUUCACGAAAUAGGACGAGCUAUGGCAACUUUGAUGUCAGAUGAGGUCUUCCAUGAUGUAGCUUACAAAGCUAAAAACAGAAACCAUUUAUUAGCCGGAAUAGAUGAAUUUCUCGAUGCGGUCACUGUCCUACCCCCGGGUGAGUGGGACCCAACUAUUAGAAUAGAACCACCUGCUGCAAUUCCUUCUCAAGAUACCAGGAAAAGACCAAAGGAAGAAAAAUUGAAAGAAGACAUCGACGAGGAGGCAGAUGAACAAAAACUACGAGAAGAGUCUGGGCUUUCCAGGACCGGCAAGCUUUUUGGCGGAUUGAUAAACGAUAUUAAACGAAAAGCUCCAUUUUAUAUCUCUGAUUUCAAAGAUGCCUUGGCAAUUCAAUGCGUGGCCUCAUUCAUUUUUCUCUACUUUGCCUGUCUCUCACCUAUCAUUACAUUUGGUGGCCUUCUCAGCGAAGCCACUGGCAAAAACAUGGCUGCUAUGGAAUCUCUUGUUUCUGGAUUCGUAUGCGGUAUUGGGUAUGGCUUUUUUUCUGGACAACCGCUCACUAUAUUAGGUUCCACAGGACCAGUGCUCGUUUUCGAGACGAUUGUUUUUGAAUUUUGCAAGAAAUUAAGUUGGAAUUACAUGUCGUUUCGGUUUUGGAUCGGUUCAUGGAUUGCUUUUAUUUUAAUAGUUCUUGUAGCUAUUGAUGCAAGUGCAUUCGUUUGUUAUAUAACAAGAUUUACUGAAGAAAAUUUUGCUACAUUGAUAGCUUUCAUUUUCAUUUAUAAGGCAAUAGAAAACGUCUUAUCUAUAGGAAAAAAAUUCCCUAUGCACACCCAUGUUGGCGAAAAUUUAAGUUACGAAUGCAUGUGUAAACCUCCAAAUAAUACAUACAAUAACUUCAACCUGUUUCCUCCGACUCAAAGUGUCAAUUGGACUGCAUUGGAUAAAGUAGCAUGUCAGAAUUACAAUGGCACAUUAGUAGGAGACGGAUGUAAUACAGCUCAAUACGUACCCGAUGUGUUCCUGAUGUCAAUUAUUCUUUUCAUAGGUACUUUCUUGAUUUCGGUGCAAUUAAAAGAUUUUAAAAAUGCUCUUUUCUUUCCCUCAAAGGUGCGACAAGUGUUUAGUGAUUUUGCAGUUAUAAUAGCUAUUUUUUCAAUGUCGGCUUUGGACUAUUUUGUCGGCAUUGGUACACCAAAAUUAGAAGUGCCCGUUGAGUUCAAGCCAACUUUAGAAGGGCGAGGCUGGAUUAUAUGGCCAUUUAACGAAAAUCCGUGGUGGAGUGCGGUCAUAGCUUCUUUGCCAGCUGUAUUAGGAACUAUAUUAAUAUUUAUGGAUCAACAAAUUACAGCCGUCAUUGUAAACAGGAAAGAAAAUAAAUUAAAAAAAGGUUGCGGCUAUCAUUUAGACCUCUUUGUUUUGGCCAUCCUUAUAGAAAUAUGUUCUAUAAUGGGCCUUCCUUGGUUCGUGGCUGCUACAGUACUUUCUAUCAACCACGUGAAUUCGUUGAAAUUAGAAUCUGAAUGUGCGGCUCCGGGUGAAAAACCACAGUUUUUAGGUGUACGUGAGCAGAGAGUGACUCACAUAUUGAUUUUUUUAAUGAUCGGCUGUUCAGUUUUGCUAACUCCGAUGUUAAGCCAUAUACCAAUGCCCGUGCUGUUUGGUGUAUUUCUGUACAUGGGUGUAGCGUCAUUAAAAGGGCUACAAUUUUUCGACAGAAUCCUUAUUACCUUCAUGCCAGCAAAAUAUCAGCCAGAUUACAUGUUUCUUCGGCAGGUACCUAUAAAACGAGUACACAUGUUUACUUUUAUACAACUCACCUGCCUUAUAUGUCUUUGGGUCAUUAAGUCAUUCAGCAGCACAUCUAUUCUUUUUCCAUUAAUGUUGGUCGUAAUGAUUGGUAUAAGAAAAUUACUUGAUUUAGUCUUUACACAGCGAGAACUGAAGAUUUUAGAUGACGUAAUGCCCGAGCCACAUAAAAAACAUGCCGAAGACCUUCUCCAAUUGGAGAAUGGCGAGGAUCACGAAUCAAUCGGCUUUGCUUCUUCUGGAAACCUACAAAUUUCUUUGGCGAAUGGAAACAUAAUGAAAAUUCCUUUGACAAGUAUUAAUAUCAGUGAGGAAGUCAAUAAAACUGGUAUCUGGCAACAGGUCAACGAAGGAAAUGAUAAGUCCAAACAGCAACCUAAGAAGAUGAUCAAUGUAGGCAAACAAAAAAAAAAUUCGAAGAAAGAUGCCGUACUAUCAACAGACGAGACAACGAGACUUACCACUAUGACAGAAGAAGAUGAGGAUGACGGUGGAAUAUCAAUCAAGGUAAACUUGAUACGAUCGAAAGAUACUAGCCCUUUCAAGGCAAAUGGUUCUUCUGCCGAAACUUCCGUCUGAAUGUGUAAGAAAAUUGUGUAAUAAGAUAUAAUGUAAUAAAAUAUAAGGAAAACUUUAAAACGGACUAUACUUGCAUCGUAUACUGACUUGCAUCGUACAUGUUUUAAGUAUACUUGUAGUAAAGUGAAAAAAUAUCGGAAGAUCUGUGAAAUGUUAAAAAGUCAUUACAUUAAUUAAACAUCGCAUUAGUACUAAACAGCGAAUCGUAAGCGCAAAGCGUAAUAUGAUAUGAGCAUAAAAAAGAGCAGUCAUCACUUAUCGAAUAUUUAUGAUUUCCAUUAUUUCAUAGAUAUGCUAAAAUUAUUAACAAAAACAUUUCCUCACUUCACAAUGAUAUUAGUGUGCACGGUGAAAGUAUAAUUACGUAACGUGUCUUCGGAGAAAGUUUUAUAAUUAAGAGGCUCCAGAAUAAGUGCAUGAUUUGUACGAAAUAAUUUAAGCUCAUAAUAUGAAAAAUUGAGAUCUCAUUGUGCAUCACACUUUAAAUUAGUAAUCUGUAUAAUCACGCGCAUUAAAAAAAUUUAUUUGAUAAACUUUCAUCGUUUGAGUAUUAAAAAAGUUUUUUAAUACCAACUAAUGAUGAUUAUGACGUAUGAAAAUUUUUAUUGCAUUUUUCACAAAGACGCACAUCAAAAUGUAUGGAUUAGUAGCCUUUCUAGUCAUAUAGAUACGUAAUGUGGAAAAUAUAAUAAGAAAAAUUUUUAAUAAUGUUGAGACUUGUAAAACUUGUUUUUAAUAGUUAUAAAAAAAUGAAUUAAAAAUCGAAUUCGACUAUAAAAAAAUCAAGAAACCCCAACUAAGUGCUUCCUUUUGAAAUCCUUGAAAAAAAAAAACAUCACCUCACUUGUACAAAAGUUAAAGAUGAUAUGAAAUUCCUUACAGUAAAAUUAUUUCAAAUUUUGAAAAGAGAUUUUCUAAUGCUAACUGAUCUGUCAGGCAAAUAAAUUACGCAUUUACGAUUAUGAGAAAUGUUACUUACUUUUUUUUUGAAUGUUUGCAAAUCAGUUAACUUACAUUAGUUUUACGUUAAUUCAUUCAUGUUAAUAGAUAUGAUUAAUUUAAUGCUGGAAAAUCAGACUAACAUUAAAACUUUAAUCAGUGAGAUUUUUGUACUCCUUUAACUACGAAUACAUAAAUAUAGCAUUGUUUUUAAGAUGUGCUAACACCAUAUUUACUGAGUUUAACGUGUAAUAAAUUUGUUAAGCAUUAACUAAAAUAAGUCAAGUUUAAUUAGAGUUAUCGUAUGAUUUUUUUGUAUUUACAUAAAAAAUUUAAAUGCGUGAGGCAUUAAAAAGUAUUAGUAUUAUUUGGUUGUGAUUAGAAAGUAAUCAUACGUCAAACAAGUAAUGAUUAAAGCUUGUGAAUUUCAUGAAAAAAAAUUCGUUGCAAGUACAAUAUUUUAGUGCAAUUUUUUAUUAUUUUUCUACACUUUUAUUUACACUACAUACAGUAUUUUACAAAUUGUAACUUAUGCAACUGGAUAAAGCUAGAUGUCAUUGAAGUAUUAUAGGUUGGUUGUCAGUUAUCAAAUUUUAUCAUCAUGCAUUGUUAAUACUAUAUUUUAUACGGCGAAAAUAGCAAAAUAAUGUUUGAUAUUCCUGGCGCCAAACUGUAUUGAUGUAAAUAAAAAUAUUCGUGUAUAGAUUAGAGCAAACAUUAUUAAUGUAAUAAAAUAUUAUUGAUACAAGCUUCUGAAGUCUUAUUUAUUACGUCAUGUUAUCAUCAAUUUAAAAAUUAAUUGCUCUAUUCUAUUAGACAAUAGCGAGUACUAAGUCAUAAAAUUUUUUGUAACUACCUUAAAAUCUGUGAGCAUUUAUUGAUUUCUUUUUAACUUAGGCUGCGGUUACAUGGAGCGGAAAAUUGCGCCACAGAACUUUGGCAGGACAGUCUUUCUAUAUAUACGGAGAGCUUUACUCUGA